Messenger RNA from Salvelinus namaycush (lake trout), 735 nucleotides. Its product is annotated as basic salivary proline-rich protein 3-like. The record is from RefSeq and is a predicted model, not a curated record. NCBI's taxonomy places the organism in Eukaryota, Metazoa, Chordata, Actinopteri, Salmoniformes, Salmonidae. The annotation marks the transcript as partial. The transcript has a single exon.
AUGUGUUUAGAUCAGGGGUCUUCGACCGUUUCUUGGUCAGGGAGCCCCUCCCAGACCAACCGACUACCCAGGGACCCCCUCCCAGCUACCCAGGGAACCCCUCCCAGACUCCCAGCUACCCAGGGACCCCCUCCCAGACCAACCGACUACCCAGGGACCCCCUCCCAGCUACCCAGGGAACCCCUCCCAGACUCCCAGCUAUCUAGGGACGCCCUCCCAGACCAACCAACUACCCAGGGACCCCCUCCCAGACCAACCGACUACCCAGGGACCCCCUCCCAGACUCCCAGCUACCCAGGGACCCCCUCCCAGACCAACCGACUACCCAGGGACCCCCUCCCAGACCAACCGGCUACCCAGGGACCCCCUCUCAGACCAACCGGCUACCCAGGGACCCCCUCCCAGACCAACCAGCUACCCAGGGACCCCCUCCCAGACCAACCAGCCACCCAGGGACCCCCUCCCAGACCAACCUGCUACCCAGGGACCGCCUCCCAGGCAAACAGACUAUCUAGGGACCCCCUCCCAGACCAACUGACUACCCAGGGACCCUCUCCCAGGCCAACCAGCUACCCAGGGAGCCCCUCCCAGACCAACCAGCUACCCAGGGACCCCCUCCCAGGCCAACCGGCUACCCAGGGACCCCCUCCCAGGCCAACCAGCUACCCAGGGACCCCCUCCCAGGCCAACCAGCUACCCAGGGACCCCCUCCCAGACCAACCAGCUACCCAGAGA